Vigna angularis (adzuki bean) is the source of this 1608-nucleotide messenger RNA. RefSeq names its product patatin-like protein 2. The transcript is spliced from 7 exons. The coding region runs from base 137 to 1354 and encodes 405 amino acids. The record is from RefSeq and is a predicted model, not a curated record. Lineage: Eukaryota; Viridiplantae; Streptophyta; Magnoliopsida; Fabales; Fabaceae. Gene Ontology annotation, molecular function: glycerophospholipase activity; monoacylglycerol lipase activity. Gene Ontology annotation, biological process: lipid metabolic process.
CAUCAGAUUAAGCCAUGAAAACAAGGUUUUUCUGAAAAAGUUUGAUCAAGAGUUGAGUAGUUUCUUUGCACUUUCCUAAGCUCAGUUCACUCCAUCUCUCUUUGUCUUUGUCUUGGUAAGUCAUCAAUUGAGAUCUAUGGAAGCAACUCAAACUCCAAGCAAAGGUGAUGAUGGAGACCUCAUUACUGUGCUGAGUAUUGAUGGUGGUGGCAUUCGUGGAAUCAUUCCAGGAGUUAUACUGGGUUUCCUCGAAUCAGAGCUUCAGAAGCUGGAUGGUGCUGAUGCAAGGCUAGCAGAUUACUUUGAUGUGAUUGCAGGAACAAGCACCGGUGGAUUAGUCACUGCAAUGCUUACUGCUCCAGAUGAAAACAGCAGACCCUUGUACGCAGCCAAAGAUAUUAAGGAUUUCUACCUUGAGCAUACCCCAAAAAUCUUCCCACAGAAUAGUGGCUGGAAUUUAAUCGCAUCAUUGAUGAAAUACGGCAGAACUCUGAUGGGACCACAGUACGAUGGCAAGUAUUUACACAAGCUCAUUAGGGAAAAACUAGGGGACACAAAAUUGCAACACACAUUAACCAAUGUCGUUAUCCCCGCAUUUGAUAUCAAACACCUUCAACCCACCAUCUUUUCCAGCUUCCAGGUGAAGAAGAGACCAUACUUGAAUGGGUCUUUGUCUGAUAUAUGCAUUUCAACCUCAGCAGCACCAACCUAUCUUCCAGCUCAUUCCUUUGAAACCAAAACCCACCAUGGUAGUUUCAAAUUCGACCUUGUAGAUGGUGGUGUAGCAGCAAAUAACCCGGCACUGGUGGCGAUGGCAGAAGUGUCGAACCAAAUCAGCAAUGAAGGGUCAUGUGGAAGCUUGAAUGUAAAGCCGUUGCAAUACAAAAAGUUUUUGGUGAUAUCGUUGGGAACAGGUUCUCAGCAACAUGAAAUGAAAUACAAUGCUUCUAAGGCAUCUAAAUGGGGCCUUUUGGGCUGGGUUUCCUCCUCCGGUGGCAAUCCUCUGAUCGAUGUGUUCAGUCAUGCUAGUUCUGACAUGGUCGAUUUCCACAUCUCCUCCGUUUUCCAAGCACGCAAUGCCGAAGAAAACUACCUCCGAAUCCAGGACGAUACUUUAAAUGGGGACUUAUCUUCGGUGGACGGGGCCACGGAGAAGAAUUUGAAUGGCCUCGUCCAAGUUGCAGAAGCAUUGUUAAAGAAACCAGUUUCAAAGAUUAACUUGAGGACUGGUAUUCAUGAACCUGUUGAGUCUAACGAAACCAACGCAGAAGCCUUGACGAGGUUUGCGAUACGACUAUCCGAACAGAGAAAAUUUCGGAAAUCUCAAACGUUUGCGAACAAUGGAAAUAUUUGAAAGACGAAGAGAAGAGAUACUUGUUGCUUGGCCAAUAUGAUAAAUGAUAAUUACUGUAGUGUUCAUUUUAUUUUUAUAUAUUUUAUUUAUAUUUUGUUUUUUUCAUUACAGUGAAGAUAUAGUUCAUUGUUCUGUAUCACAAUAAUUAGUGUCCCUACAAUGUUAUAUCUCAUGUGCUGUAAACGCUACGUGUUUCUUUAUUUUCAUGUUACAACGGCUUUGUAAUGGAAUUAUUCUGGGUUACACUAUACUAA